UUCGAGUUCGGGCCUCGUCUUCCGCGGACACCACGCGGAGACGACGAACCUUGCUGAGAAGCAAGUGGAGCGAUUGAAACCCUAACCCUAAGUCACCCUUCGAAAACCCCUCGGCGGUUCAUGGCGUCGUCGCGGGUGAUGGCGUCGUCCCCGUCCGCGAACUCCGAUCUCACGCGCCAGUCAUCCGCAUGCUCCCUCCCCAUCGCGGACCUCCAGAGCUCCGUCAGUGGCGGCGGUGGAAGGGGCCUCGGAAAGACCCUCGGAUCCAUGAGCAUGGAGGACCUCUUCCGCAACAUAUACGGCGGCGGCGGGGGCGGCGAGGGGGGAGACCCGAUGUCGCGGCAGGGGAGCUUCGUGCUACCCAAGGUCGUCGGGGAAAAGGCAGUGGAGGAGGUGUGGCGACAGAUGGGCGCUGACCGGAGGCCGGACGGCGGGGACGGAUCGGUGGCGGAGAUGACGCUGGAGGACUUCCUGGCGCGGGCGGGCGCGGUGGGGGAGGAGGACGUCGGCGUUGCGUCCGGUUGGAGCCCGGUGAUUUUGGGGCCGAGUCCCAUCAUGGUGGAUCGGUUAGUCCAACAGCAGCAGUUUGCCGCGGGGUUGGGGAAAGCGGAGGGUGCUGAAAGGGGCGGGAGAGGGAAAAAGAGGCCGAUGUUGGAUCCGGUGGAUAGAGCCACUUUACAGCGUCAGAAGAGGAUGAUCAAGAACAGGGAGUCUGCUGCUAGAUCGAGGGAGAGGAAACAGGCUUAUAUUGCUGAGCUUGAAUCUUUGGUUACACGAUUGGAGCAGGACAAGGCGCAGUUGUUGAGAUCUCUGGAGGAGCUGAAAAGAACGAGGUUUAAGCAGGGACUGAUUGGUCUGGUGACGUUGGUUCUGAAUGCCUAUGCAUUAGUUAUCUGUUGAAUGAACUUUCCCCAUUGGCGUUAUGAUCAGCCGAUAUGUUUUUGGGCUAUUUCUCAUGUAAUUGAUGCUUUUUCUGCUUCAAACGAAUGAAGAAUAAAGCCCAUGUACUUGUCGUAUGCCUUUGGAUAAUCCACUUCUACUGUGACUUAGAUUGUGGUUUGAUGUACUUGAUGAAUGCAUGAUCUUCUGGAGCAAUCCAUCAUGAUGGUGCUUGUGUUUCAGCAGAUAAUUGUGCUUUCAGGGAAUUGGGCAUCAUAAUCUUUAGAACUUCUCAAUAUUUUCCUUUUUUUGUACACUGGUAAGGUUGUACCACCACCAGUAGUGGGUGCAUAAGAAGUAUAUGGAUCCCCUGAAGGACCCAUGGUAGAUAAGACAGGUUGCUAGAUGGCUGUUGGAAACCUUUUUACUGCUGUACGGAAAAGCAAAAGCUGGGGAGCUUACCUGUUAUAUGGAACAACAAUGUGUUUUGAUGAGGAGUAAUCAACAGUUGGUGAUAAGAGCACAGAUUCUGAGCUUGUGAUAAUCUCAACUUGUUACAUUCAAUUCAUACAUGCUAAAGGAAAUUAAAAUUUUCUGAAGUGUCAGUACCAAGUUUGAGCUUUUCUUCUUGACACCAGCAAUCACAGGUCGUACUUUGUGUAUUUGUUGAUCUCCUCUGCAUCUUUAUAUUUAAAAAAAGGAACAGUACAUCCCUAAGGCUGGGAGAACCCUAGAAUAUUGAGUAUGUUUAUUCCUUUUUUUUAUAGUUUCAAAUUUGUUCAUUUCCCUUCAUGUUAAUUUGUGUGUUCACAUUCUAAGAACAUGAAAUUUACUCAAUGAUGUAUGUAUUUCUUGGUCUCCUCUGCAUCUUUAUAUUAAAAGAAGGAACAGUACAUCCACAAGGCUAGGAGAACCAUAGAAUAUUUUGUAUGUCUAUUCCUUUUUUUAUACUUUCAAAUUUGUUGAUUUCCCUCCAUGUUAAUUUGUGUUUCCACAUAUUAGACCAUGAAAUUUACUCAAUGAUGUCUGUCUUUCUUGGUCUCCUCUGCAUCUUUAUAUUUAAAAAAGGAACAGUACAUCCAUAAGGCUAGUAGAACCCUAGAAUAUUGAGUAUGUCUAUUCCUUCUUUUAUAGUUUCAAAUUUGUUGACUUCCCUCCAUGUUAAUUUGUGUGUCCACAUCUAAGACCAUGAAAUUUAAUUAAUGAUGUAUGUCUUUCUCGGUCUCCUCUGCAUAUUUAUAUUAAAAAAAAGGCUGGUAGAACCCUAGAAUAUUGAGUAUGUCUAUUCCUUCUUUUAUGGAUUCAAAUUUGUUGAUUUCCCUCCAUAUUAAUUUGUGUGUCCACAUCUAAGAACAUGAAAUUUACUCAAUGAUGUAUGAAACCUGUGCCAAUCAGUUAUUUUGUUUAAAAAGUCUGCUGUCAUGCUGCAUGCUUGGUGAACUUUUUGAAUCUCUACCAUGUAGUCCUAAAAUUGGAAAAAGGAAACAAGAGUUUAGGCAAGGUCAUAUUAAAGGCUGGCUUGCACUAAAAAAAAAUCUUCUGAGUACCUGUCUAUUAUCUCACAAUAGAGAUGCAUUUUCCUAAUCACUUGUAGUUAUUAAUUCAUAGUUUAAAAUCAUU
This is a messenger RNA of Musa acuminata AAA Group (dessert banana), 2499 nucleotides long. RefSeq names its product bZIP transcription factor 12. The transcript has 4 exons. Gene Ontology annotation, biological process: positive regulation of DNA-templated transcription. NCBI's taxonomy places the organism in Eukaryota, Viridiplantae, Streptophyta, Magnoliopsida, Zingiberales, Musaceae. Gene Ontology annotation, molecular function: DNA-binding transcription factor activity. Gene Ontology annotation, cellular component: nucleus. The record is from RefSeq and is a predicted model, not a curated record. Bases 121 to 900 code for a protein of 259 amino acids.